CGCAAUUCUCGAUUAACGUCUCGUUUCGAAAACUCUUCCAACGAGUUCCCAAUCUACAGUUAUGUGGGAAUCAAAUGACAAUCAAGAACUAAAGGACAAUAAUACGGAGCGAAAAGUUUCUGGAAAGCUGAGAGAGAAGACGAGAAAAAGGAGACCUAGAAAAUCGAUUACUCAGGCUACAGCAGCAGAGGAACAGCGUGCCCUGCAGUCACCUCCAAGACAAGGAUCUCUUUCCCAACAAACACCAUCACAUACUCUACAGACAAUUCUGCAGCCUACGAACACAGUAUUGCAACCUACAGAAACUGCCGGUGAGCCACUACAUACACUGCCUCAGUUGAUGCAGUUGGUACAGAAACUGCAUCCACUAUCAGGGGGGGAUCAAACAGUAAAAACAGCGCCACAGCUGCCAACAAGUCAACCUUUACAGGCAUCACUGCAGCUCCAAGAAGCUGCUCAUCAGACUCAACCAACUGUGUCUCAGUCUUCACAAAUGAUGAUGCAAUCACAGAUCACUACAUCCCAGCCCCUACAAGUUUCUAUGCGGCCUCUAAAUACUACACCACAGCUUACCCACACAGUGUCACACUCUUCUCAAACAAUUUUGCAGCCCACACAAAGUUUGCUUCAACCGCCACAAAGUCUGCUACAGGCUUCACAGGCUUCGCUUCAGCCUCCUCAGACACUCUUUCAGCUUCCACAGACCGUGCUCCAAGUAGCACCCCAAACUCUGCAAACCGUGCUUCAGGCUCCAAAUAAUACUCUUCGGGCUCCGCAACCGGCAGGGCAGCAACUUCCGCGCUCUGGACCAUUGGAGAGUACCCCAUCUUUAGCUUCACUCGCCCAGUUCACUCUCCCUCCAAAUCUGUUUCCCUCACCGUUGUUAAACAGCGCUAUCCAAGCGCCUCUCCAGCCUUGCCUCCUGUCUUCUCAUACAUCUCCUCAUUCAUCCACCAUGAGUAUGCUUAGUGCUCUUCAAGAUGAUAAACUUGCUUUGAUCCUUCCAGUGUUAGUGAGAAUGGAGCAUAAGAUAGAUCAGAUUAUGGCGAUUAUCGGCGCUAAAUCCAGUGUUGGAAUAAAUGGGCUGCAAACAGAAAACAAGUAUAAUCCCAACUUGAUAGACAAACAGUGCGAAAGUGGCCCAAAUUCUGUCAUGACAGGAAACGGAUCGAUUGAAUCAAAGACGGAAAGUCAUUCCACUACUGUUACGAUGGUAAAUCAGUUAAAUACAGAUAACUUAGCUAACCAUUCGAAUAUACCUUUGCCAGGAAAGCAAAAGAAAUGUUUUACGAAGGGAGACCAAGCGGUGAGCGCACCUAUCAAAUCUCAGUCAAAAGAAAGCCAGUCAACUGCGUCAACAACAAAUUAUAAGCGGUCUAAUGUUAACUUGACUGAAUCCCACUCGAGUGACGGAGCGAUGGAGAACAGCGAUACAGACACUGCUAUGGAAUCUAUUAGCGUCGAAGCUUCCAGUUUAACUUCCUCGUGUAACGUGACGAAUUUGCAUCCUGGUUUAUCGACAGCUCAAGGCCGUCUGAUUCAACGUAAAAUGGCAAAAAUAACUGAGCUUACGCUGCCUGAAAAUUCAAACUUUCCCAUUUCACGUGACAAUAUUAUUGCGAUGCAGGCAAAGUCCACCUCCACGAUGAAUUUUGCCGUGCGCCUGAUGCGCGAAUUGUUUACCUUGGAGGAACUUGAUGGGAAGAACAUUUCAGGAGCCAGAGGGAAAGACAGAGUCGACCCGAACAGAGUGGAAAUCAUUAAAGAAAUUGUCUUCCAGGUUUAUCGUACAUUACCGUCUGACAGAGAUAUGGUGUGGAGGUGCUGCCGCAAGGCGAUGGAUUCCUUUAUGCGUCGCAUGAAGCGGGAGCGUACGCUGAAAAGCAAAACUAACUCUGCUGCAACUAUUUAACGUGAAUUUUUGAUACAGAUCCAACUCGUGGCUUAUCAUUUCCAAAGUGCUUUCAGUACGAGAUCUUUAUUAUUUUUCCUAUUUGUUGACUUCAGGAUUCUUCCUAUCUCCAUCAUCAUCCUCUUUAUUUUCUUUAAAUAGUUUGGAAGAAAUGUAAGUUGGUUGUUGUGAAAAUACGAAAUGGAAAAAAGGAGCUUUUGUUUCAAGAAUAGUUAGGUGCACACCAUCUUGAAUUUAGUUUUGGGCCGGGCAGUUUUCCCGCAACUUCCUCUGCGUUGUAUAUUGGGAACAUGCAGAGGAGAUUAUUGUUUUUAACAGCUCCUUGUUUCGAUUGGUUGAAGUCAAUAUUGGUUGAAUGAACUUUGUGAGGCGACUCUGUUACUUGGCUUGACUUGUUUGACUGAUACAGUUUCGUGCAUAAGACUAUUAAAUGAUUAUUCGGCAAUAAUAACAGAGUCUGAGCAGAACAAUUGUUUUAAUAUGAUUGUACUCGGGUGAUUAUUAGAGCAACUGCAUUUUCUUUCACUUUACUCGUUUUCUUCUUAAAAUCAUUACGAAUUCGGGCGAGGGCCAUUUGAAACUGAGUGCUUCACAUUGCAUGGUGAUUAUUAACAACUAUAUUUACCGAAGUGAAGUAUCCAGCUAGUGCUGGAUGUUUACCGAGCCACGAAGCGGCGAGGUAAAUAUCCACCGCUUGCCACCGACCCUAAUAUAUCUUGCUUGACCUCGACCUGCGUUAUCUCAGGUGGUUCUGCCAA
Messenger RNA from Pocillopora damicornis (cauliflower coral), 2670 nucleotides. RefSeq lists its product as uncharacterized. The record is from RefSeq and is a predicted model, not a curated record. Lineage: Eukaryota; Metazoa; Cnidaria; Anthozoa; Scleractinia; Pocilloporidae. Gene Ontology annotation, cellular component: heterochromatin. Gene Ontology annotation, biological process: rDNA heterochromatin formation. Gene Ontology annotation, molecular function: DNA binding.